Messenger RNA from Macrobrachium nipponense, 11397 nucleotides. Its product is annotated as E3 ubiquitin-protein ligase HECW2-like. Gene Ontology annotation, cellular component: cytoplasm. Gene Ontology annotation, molecular function: protein binding; ubiquitin protein ligase activity. Gene Ontology annotation, biological process: regulation of dendrite morphogenesis; protein polyubiquitination. The transcript is spliced from 24 exons. Lineage: Eukaryota; Metazoa; Arthropoda; Malacostraca; Decapoda; Palaemonidae. Bases 306 to 7160 code for a protein of 2284 amino acids. The record is from RefSeq and is a predicted model, not a curated record.
UAUCCUCCGUCGCAACGAAGGGCGGCAGUGGCCGGAAAUCCGUCGGACGUCCCCCUGUGACACUGAGCAGUUGCGUAUCUGUCGGACUUUGAAACAAAAACAAAACAAAAAAAGGUGUUGUCGCCGUCUCUGAGGAGGAACGGGAGAUGAUGUUUUGUUGCAUGUCCUCCUCCUCCGGUGUUGUUGUUUAUGUCGUUUCCCCCCGAAGGAAUAUUCAGUGGGUCUUCUCGUUUCUCCUCCCCCCGUUAGGGUAUUGGUAAUAAUGUGUGUGAAACUAAAGAUGCAGGCUUAUCAAUAUUUGGACCAUGCUUGCUGAUGCUUCCCAAGAUUCAGAACAUGACAACUCUUACAACUCCAACACCUGGCAUAAUGGUUUAGAAAGACAUGUAGGGGGCAAUGCUGGCAGCAGAAUUAGGGGUAUGGGUACAAUGUCUGGCUGCCCAGAGGUUCCUCCAGUUAGUGCUAAUCCUGCUGCCAGUGGCCCCCCCUCUAAUAGGGCCACCUCACAGUCACAGACAUGCUCCAUCUCUCUUAGCCGUAACUACAUUGGGGCGGGGCCGAGCGAAAGUGUCGUCAUCCGGUGGAAGCUGUCGGACGCUGCUGCUUCUGCCUCUGAUUGGUUAGGCCUGUACAUUGCUGGUGAAGCUGACCCUGACAAGUGCUUGGAACAACAUCAAGCUAAUGGAGAAAGUGAAGGAGAGCUUAGCUGUUGCAUCAAUGUUCCUGCAUUGCUACCAAAAAAUGUUGGGGGCAUCAUCGUUCGUUAUCACCGAAGUAAAGAGAACGGGAGUCUGUGUCUUGGAUCGUCAAUGGUCCUGCGCGUAGUGAGGCUGAGUGAUGGAUCUACUUCUGAUUCCUCUGAGGAUGAGACCAUUCAUCCAGCCUUGGCUACUCAACGUUGUCUUACUUGCACCAAACUCCUUCACUUUACGCUUGCCAAUUUGUCAGCUCAUGGGUUGCGACGUGGAAUGUUUUUCCAGCCCGAUCCAUACGUUAAACUCCGUAUAUUACCUGGUGAAUCACAAACACUCCUGCCACAUCAUGGACAAGAGUCACGCUCUUGUGUGGCAGAGAACACUGUCAAUCCCACAUGGAAGAGACAGGAGUUCUCCUUUGUAGCCUAUAUGCAUGAUAUCCUAGAGAUUGAAUUGAAGGAUAAGUUUGCCAAGAGUCGGCCCAUCAUAAGUCGGUUUCUUGGCCGCCUUACUAUUCAAGUGGCUACCCUGAAGGAUCGAGUUAGCAGUGGCUCAACGGGUAUUUUAGAUUUUCCCCUGAACAAUAAAAAUGCUGCAGAUUCAGUGACUGGCCACGUGUACUUUAGCGUGACGUUUUCUGUGUUGCCCAAUGCUGCAGAUCCCUGCACCAGUCAUGGUGGGCUUGAAUGCCCGGGAGAGCAAAGUGUUUCGCAGAGUUCAUACAGCACUCCAAUGAGUCCUCACGGUGAACAGGAGUUGUUAGCCAAUGGCUACAUUGACCAUAAAAAGAAUCAUGUAAAAACGGGCGAUCACUCUUCGAACAGCACGGCUGGGAAGAGUGGCUCGGCGGGUGAGGAGGUGGUGGUGAAUGGUGAAGUGACUCCCAGUGAAAUGGUGGAAAGCAGUAGUAGUCAGGAGAGGACCAUUGCCAGUAGUAGGGAGAGUGAUUACUCUCCCAUAUGGAAGUAUUCUUGUAAAGUUCCUAAUUUUGCCAGUAAAGUGCAUGUCAGUGAUAACGGUGGCGAGGAAGCAAUAUACGAGACCGUGUAUCCGGCGGAAGAUUACCACCAUCCGGAGGGGGAUGCCGUUACGGUUUGUAACGCCGGGAAUAAUUUCAGUGGACGGGUCAGUUGCGAUUCUAGUCAGCCAGUGAGUGAUGAUGAUUCUCCACCACCUUUACCCCCAAGAACUAAGUCGCUCUUGAAGUUUUUUGACUCUGUGCAUCGGCCUCUCGAACGAUCGAUGGCAGUCCAGCUCGGUCUUCCGCCUCCGUUCUCGACGGUUGUCAGGAAGCAUCCUUACCCUUUGCCGGGCGUGUCGGGAAAUGCUUCAGAACACGCCAAAAUGCAAGGGGUAAAUGCUUCCCCAGAGAAGAAAUCGUUGAAUGGUGUCAGUGAACCGAGUGUGAGACCAAAAUCUGGGCAUUUAAGUGCUAGUUCACAAUCCAGUUGCGAUAGUGAAAGUAGUACAACAAGUAUGGGAGGCGGUAAGAAGUUGCCGUAUUCUGUUGAAGGAUCUUUUUCGUAUGACAUCGUGGAUUUAGAUGACGUUUUACAAAUUUCUGAAAUCUCUCUCAAUCAAAUUGAUGUAGAUAGUCAGUGCCAAGGAACAGUAUCUUCAUCUCAGGGACUUCAUCAUCAUCAUCACUCAUCCUUGCACUCCUCUUCCUGUGCUUCCAUGGAAAGUGAUCCAUCAGAAGAAGUCGCAAUGACCAGACCAGCCUCUCUGCCCAGCAACUUUGAAGAGGAAGGUGCAUCUUCAUUACUGGCACCUUCGAGUGAUGCUGCGGAAAUGGGGGAAGGUGAUGAUGGCGAUCUUGGUGCAAGUUGUGGCAAUGUUGUGGCCCCCUUAGCAACACCAGAACAAGACACGAGUCUUCUGCAGGAGACUGCAUCUACAGACACACUCUUAGACCAUUUUGUGGAUGCAGUAGAGGCAGAUCCAAAUCAUGUGUCUAAUAGAGGAGGAGGAACCUGUGUGACUGCUGUGCGCACUCAUGUAAAUAGUGAUAGUAAUAGUAGUGGCAUCUGUGAUAAUGGUGCAUUGUGUGUUACAAGCUUUAAGCCCCAUGGGCGUUCUCUUUCAGAAACUGAAAAGAGCCAAAGUGAUUCUAUAUCUAGUCCUAAUGUUAAGAACGACCUUGAUUUCAUUGCUCAGGAGAAUUUACAUACGUCUGAAGGAAUUUCCUCUAACGUUAUUGAUCAGACACAGUAUUUGGAGUCUUCAAAUGAAAUAAUUCAGAAUAGAGAAGAGUUAUUGACUGAUUGCACAAGAUCAGAUGAUGGCCACAAUGUGACAGAUAGGACAGCAGCGCUCCGAGUUGCCAGAGAAGGCUCAGUUGCUCGUUCACCGUCCCCAAGAUUAAGUGAUUCACUACAAGUGCUUAGCUCGGCCUCCGAAUCUAUUUCUCCUGUAAGUGGCUCGGUGACUUGCUCUGUGUCUUCCCAAGGAGGGGAUGAUGCUAGAAGAGGCUCAGAGUCAACUUGUAUGGUGAUGAGUACUGGGAGUUCCUCUUCAAAUUCAGUCUUCACUAGUCCAACAGCAGAAUGUAGUGAUAUUAAUCUAGAGAUGUUUUCGUCAGCAUCCUGUUCCACAGACUUCAACAUUCCAUCUCACACAUCCAUCGAGUCCUUAGCAACCAGCCAGGACCACCAAGAGCCUGCAGUGAGACCACGGAGGGAAGCUCUGUUACAGCCGAGCAGUUCGAAUGAAGAUGAGGACAUUCCCCCAGCUGUUCCUCCACACAGACCCCAGCAGCAUAUGUUAAAGGCAUUAGUUCAUCCACCCCUUUGUCCCCCUACCCCUACUCAUCACGCUAAACCUCAGCCACCUGAACGCACAACGAGUGAUAAGAGGGACAAGGAAUUCAUGUUUGCAAAAGAGGACACCUCAGAAAGGGAAGAGAUGAAGAACUUCUCUUCCCAACACCCGAAGCUCUCGCGACAGCCAUCCCUGCAAGACUGGCUCAGGAGAUAUCCAAAGGUUGAGGUGGCUUUUGAUGAACCUCUUCCUCCAAAUGUUGAGGCACGCAAGGACAGUCACGGACGAAUAUUCUUCAUCGACCACGUUGCCAAGACCACAUCCUGGGAAUGGCCCCCACCAAAGUGCUUCUGCACGCGGCCAUUGUUUUUCGUGCCACACGUGGACGGCGACCAAAGGCGAUCAUUCUGUGAUAGUGCUGAGAGUGAGUGCAGUGAAAGCCAAACCAGUAGUCGAGUUGGGACUCCGGAUCCCUCAACGCCAGCAUCCUUGGCAAAUAUGUUACCCGGAGGAGGAUGCACUAGUCCUAGCGCUUGCGAAGAAGGUGCAGUCGGUCCUUCUCCUCCCCCCCUCCCUUCAAUGUCGCCGCCACCUUUGGCAUCUGCUUUCAUAGAUGAAAUGGGUCAUAAUGACAUGUGUACAAGCCAGCUGUCUGAAUCUGGUGCUAUAGGAUUUUCAAGUAUUACCGCGGGGCAGGCGGAGAGCGACGAUCGCAGAUGGCAGGAUAACGGGAGAGAUGCAGACGAGGCAGAUAAGGCUCCUACCCCUCCCCCACGACCACAACACAGGCUGCAGAGGCUUACGCCUCCCCUUCCACCGCCUCUCCCGCAACAGUGUCCUCCCACUCCCACUCAUCACGCUCGUCGUACUCAGCAUUCUUCUUCUUCCCUUGAGCAGGAGCACUUAGACCGUCAUAGUAGAACCAUGAGGUUACCUUCCAUCCCAGAGAGAACUGUAAAGUUCCAGCGUGUUGAGAUUCAGCCAGGAGAGGAACCUCUACCUAUUAACUGGGAGGCUAGAAUUGACAGUCAUGGAAGGAUCUUCUACAUUGACCAUGUAAAUCGCACAACAACAUGGCAGAGACCCUCGAGCAGUGAUACGACUCAGACCCAGAGAGCACAGUCAACUGACCAACUGCAGAGACAGCAACUGGACAGAAGAUACCAAAGCAUUCGUCGAACAAUUACAUCAAGGAAGGUUGAAGCGGAAGACCUUACUAUAACAACCGCCUCAGUUGGGACGGCAGCUUCUACCUCUACUCCAUCAACACCUGCAGCCACUGCCUCCAUGCCAGUGGUAUCAUUUUCAAGCCCAACAGCAAAUCCUCCAGAGAGCCCCUUAGUGUCUGCCACCAGCCCCACUUCCUUCAGUGAAUCAUCAUCAUCAGCAACCUUGCCAAACAUGUCUUCAUCUGUUCCGUCCACUUCGUCAUCUACCGUGUGUACUUCGUCGUCUACUGCCGUGUCGUCAAGCACUGCGCCAUCGUCCUCGUCGUCUGCUGCCCAUUCCUCUUCAGCUCAGCCUUCUGCUGCACCUAUUCCUGGGCCUGUGACGUCAUCAGUAUCAUCAUCGUCAGUAUCAUCAUCAGCAUCGUCACCAGCAACAGCAACAACAACAGCAACAGCAGCAGCAUCGGUAUCAUCUGCAGCCACUACAACCACAACACCAGCAUCAUCAGCAACAGCAGGAGCAACCACACUAUCGUCUUCAUCAUCGUCAUCGUCUGUCAGCAAUGAAAGGAUAGACUUGCUUCUUCAACUACCAGCUGUGAUGUUCCUCACCAGAUCCGACUUCUUCAGCGUCUUACAUAUGAAUGAUGAUGCUUAUGCCUUGUUUGAAAGGAGUUCAUCUUUGCGACACAUGAUUUCGAGAGUUCGACGUGAUCCUGUUGCUUUCACAAGAUACCAGCAUAACAGGGACCUAGUGAAUCUUGUUAAUCAGUUUGCAGACAAAGACCGCGAUUUACCUAGAGGAUGGGAAGCAAAAUAUGAUCGUUCUGGAAAGCUUUUCUUCAUUGAUCACUCAAGUAAAACAACUUCAUUCAUGGACCCAAGAUUACCUAUAGAUGUGCCAUUUGUAAAUACUAGUAAGUUGGCAGUACCAAGCGCGCACCAUCGAAGGUCUCGAUCACCAGGAGAUGAAGAUAACUCUCGGGUUCCCAUUCCUCCUCCGCGACCACCCACAACUAUCAGCAGUACUUGCGGAAGCAUAUCAUCCCGUGUAAUUCCCAAUAUCCCAACUGCAUAUAAUGAUAAGGUGGUUGCAUGGCUGAGGCAGCCAAAUAUCAUGGACAUCUUGAGUGAACGCCACAGUGGUCUUCGCACGUCUCCUGCUCUGAGGGACAAGAUUACAGCUAUACGUAUGGAUGGUACCACAGCCUUAGACAGAUUAAGUCAUGACGUUGAUCUGACAAUUGUCCUCAGCUUGUUUGAGCAUGAGAUUAUGUCAUAUGUGCCACCUAUGGUGGGUGUGUCUCCUAGAGGGUCACCACAGCCAUCACCACAAGCCUCUCCCGGACUAGCACGGGCAAAUGCACGCGCACCUGCUCCUUAUAGAAGGGACUUUGAAGCCAAACUCAGGAAUUUCUAUAGAAAACUGGAGAGCAAAGCAUACGGACAAGGCCCUAAUAAGUUAAAGCUGAAUAUACGGCGUGACCACCUCCUAGAAGACGCCUUCAAUAAAAUUAUGGUUACUAGCAAGAAGGAUCUUCAGAAAUCCAAGCUUUAUAUUACAUUCCAUGGAGAAGAGGGACUUGACUAUGGAGGGCCUUCACGAGAGUUCUUCUUCUUGUUGUCCAGAGAACUUUUCAAUCCUUAUUAUGGCCUUUUCGAGUACUCUGCCAAUGAUACCUACACAGUCCAGAUCUCUCCAAUGUCAGCGUUUGUGGACAACUACCAUGAGUGGUUUCGGUUUUGUGGUCGGGUACUCGGCCUUGCAUUAGUCCAUCAGUAUCUGCUAGAUGCUUUCUUCACACGACCUUUUUAUAAGGCACUUCUCAGAAGCCCUGUUUCUCUGUCUGAUGUGGAGUCUCUGGAUUCGGAAUUCCAUCAGUCAUUGUUGUGGGUCAAGGAUAAUGAUAUCACUGACAUAUUGGAGUUGAACUUUUGCGUCACAGAAGAGAUUGGUGGCCGUGUUGUGGAAAAAGACUUGAAACAAGGUGGUCGGAACAUUGCAGUGACUGAAAGGAACAAGAAGGAAUAUUUAGAAAGGAUGAUUAAGUGGAGAUUGGAGCGGGGGGUGAGCGAGCAGACUGAGAGCUUGGUUCGGGGCUUUUAUGAGGUGAUCGACCCAAGGUUGGUCGGAGUUUUUGACGCAAGAGAGUUGGAGCUUGUUAUUGCCGGAACACUGGAAAUUGAUGUAGCAGACUGGAGGAAAAACACAGAGUACAGAUCAGGAUAUCAUGACUCUCACACUGUCAUUCACUGGUUUUGGGCUGCCAUCGAGCGCUUCGACAAUGAACGCAGGUUACGGCUACUCCAGUUCGUUACUGGAACAUCCAGCGUACCUUAUGAUGGUUUUGCAGCUCUGAGAGGUAGUAACGGUCCGCGUCGGUUUUGCAUAGAAAAGUGGGGCAAAACAUCGAGUCUGCCAAGGGCUCACACAUGCUUCAACCGUCUGGAUCUGCCGCCUUAUCCUUCUCCAGAAAUGCUUUAUGACAAGCUUCUUUUGGCUGUGGAAGAAACAUCAACAUUUGGCAUUGAGUAAUGAUGCAUGUCUUUAUAUUUCAUAAUUUCAUAGGGAAGCAGUCAGAUUUUGCAUACUGUAGAUAUGCAGUUUACCAAAUAUUGUAUACUUUCUAUUACUCCAUAUUUGACUUUGUUGAGUAUUAUGAAACAAAUUUUUGAGGAGAUUUUAUAUCCUCCAUAUACUUUUAUGUAUAAACCGUGUGAAAAAACUUUAUACAGCUUUAUAAUAAUGACCAAGGAUUGUGUGUCGAUGCUUGCUGAGAAUUAGUCGAUAGCUGGUUACUGUGGUAAUGUGCCAUGUAGAUAAGAAUAGCGUUAGCAACAAUGUGGUUGAUUUGAUGAACACUUUUGCUAACCCACUUUUCUUUGACCUGUUAUCAGAGUGGGUAAAGGUAUUGUAUGUCUUUGGUAGGUUUCUUUGUAUUCAGUUUUUUAAGAAAGUGCCGUAGUUUAGUUUUUGUAAUGCAUUUUUGAAUUCACAUUGCACAUUGUUCAAUUUGUAUAUCAUUAUAUGUGCAGCUAUUAUCAUAGUGCAUCUCGAUGGUUAUACAGUAAUGACACUUAUAUAGUUAUCCAGUAUUGUAUUUUUGAUUAUUUAUUGUGUUAUUUAUUGAAUAAAUCUACCUAGUAUUUUUAGAAAAUAUAUCCUGAAUACUCAGAAAGUUCAAUUGGCUUCAGUAGUAUGAAAGAUGAUUUGUGAUUACUUCUUUUGUGUCCCGGAAGGUCAAAGUGACGGUUAUAUUUUUGUAUUCCGUAGUUUGUGUUAUUCUGUCGUGAACAGUCAAGCACAAAUUUCAGAAAGAUUCUUACUGUAGUUGCUGAAUGGGCAUAACUGUAUUAGAUUAGAAUGGUCUUGGCUCCAGUGAUUUGUGACUGACUUUUGCUUUCACGGACCCAGAGUUGUUGGAGGCAAGGACAUUCCUAGUUCAAACCUUAAGCAGCACGUAUUUAUAUAGCAAAGUUUGCUCAAUCUUGUGUCAAUUUUGGGAGCAUUUCUUGGGCUGUCAGUAUAUAGGUCAGUAUUUUGAGUUUUAGAGACAAAACAGUGAGAAACAGGUCUUGGGAACUCUUCAUUUCCUUUUUUAUGACUGGUGAGGAGGCUGGAAUGUAUAUUAUUUUUUUUUUCAUAAUAGGUAAAGUAGUUUACUAUUGGGUUCUGGAUACUUCCAGAUAUAUUUUUCUGUGGAGGCAGCUUUGAAAGUUGUGUGUUUUAUGCUUUGAUUAGCUGUGGAUCCUUUUAUGGAAGAAGAAAGGAAAUACUAGUGUGAAGUCAGCCUUAGUUGUGUUGAUCUUUGAAGGUUUUGUUUUAUUUUUUGUAAAGUCAGGUAAAUGUAAUAUUGAAAAGUGUACAAAAACAAUAUAAAGAAAAGUGUUAAAGGAAUACAAUAUAGGAGUAAGUCAUGCUCUGUGCUGCUUAAAACACUGAAGUAUGACUGUAAUAGGAUUGAUUGCACAUUAUACAUUUUAAAUAGAACACUUCCAAUGUUCUGUAAUGUGAAUGAGAAUAAAUGAUUUAGUUUUAUUUUUGUUACUUAUAAACUCUGGUGCAGCAAACAAUACAUUCCAUAACAAAUGAGGCAACUGAUGGUUUUUGAAUAACAGGUGAUGAAUGUUGACCUUGGGCAAGAUAUAUGUUUCUCUUCUGAUUUCUGUUCUGUCGGUGACGAUUCAUACUACAAGAAUCAAACUUGCUUCAGGGAAUAUAACUAAUUUUUCUUUACAGAAGCACAAACCAUUAUUGAACAUGCUUUGUUUAGUAGCCAGUACUAUUUUGUUUUUAGUGCUAUGCAAUUUCUGUCGGAAGGGAUGUCACAUAAUGUUAAGGAAGUUUUGAAGUCUAUGAGGAGAAGGUACAAAGGACUUUUAGAUAGCAUUGUGUGUGGGUUUUUAAACAUCACUUGGGAGUCCAUGUUUGUGAGAAAUUUUAAUGAUAUUAGCAGAUGAGUUUCAGGUGUUUCAUUAACUUUGAGGUAUCUUGUUGUUAUUCAAGAGUUAUUUAGCUUUUACUUUACAUUGUAUUAUACCUGUAUAAGUAACUACAAAUUUAAUGGUGCUUCUUUAGUAUUUUGACUGGAUGAUGAACUAAAUAGUAUUGUGAGCAUGAAAUAUCAGUUUUAGAGAGUGAUUUUAGAAGCCUUAAUACAAACUAAUGGUUGAAGUAACACAGAACAUACCAUGUAAUUGUUGAACUUUUUGUAAUCUCGAGCUUAGUGAUACUUUGUGUUUAACCUUCAGCAAUGACAUAUGAGUACAGUAAAGUAAUAGAAAUUUGCACACAAUAUUGGUUUUAAUGGUGCAAAGGUCUGCAAUACAUUUUUUUUAAGCUGAAUGAGUAAAAGUUUUAAGAAAGGUAGGAUGAUGAAAAUGCAUUUACGUGUGGAUAUCCAGUAUUACUUAGCAUUACGAGAGCUAAUGCCUCCCUAUACUUGUUUUGUAUCCUAUUACUAUAUUUGUAGUCAAUUCACUUUUAAUAUGUAAUAGCUUAAAGGUUUUUGACUGAUACUUUGUUUUUGCAUUGCAAGUAAAGAAUAAGAUACUUUACUUUGAUUGUUUACUGAUGCAACACACUUUCAAAUCAUCUCUGGAUUUCAAGUAUGUAAAGGUUUGGUCCUGAAGAGUUGAAGUUUGCAUGACAUACAUUUCAGGUUAUCUUUACUCAAAAAUGAUAUAUUCUGAUGAGAGAUAAUUAUGAUCAUUUACAGUAUUUGUGUAUAAAUGUUAUAGGAGGGCAUGCAAAUGAAUAUUACAGUUGAAACUGUGCUUAUUUACUCGACUAAAACUUACAACAUUUUUCAGACCCGAAUUGCAAUCUGCAACUUAUGGGCUUCAAACCAGUUUGACAUAGUUGUUUAUUUACUUUCUGUGUAGUCGACAAGGUAACAUUCCUAUAUAGGAUCAUUCAGGAGACAGGCAUGGCAGCCAUGUGGAGAAAUGUUGUUAAUCUUGUAGCAAUUUUAAAUUACAAUUUUAAAAAGGUCUGGAAACUAGAAAUCACCUGUUACAAGGAACUGGAUGUUUUGCUUAACAUUAAAGCUGGAUUAAAAAACUGUUACUUAGCAGAAAGCUAACUUCUUCUCUCACUCAGCCUUGACAUUCACCAUUCCAUGAAUAUUGAUAACUCUAUUUCAUUUUCAUAUUUUGUAGAUGAUUAAAAAAACUAAGAAUAUAUCUAAAUUAAAAUAUAUUUGCAGAAGUGGAAAAUGAGAAUGGACUAUAAAAAAAAAAUUCCUCCAUCAUUUUCAAGUGAUGCACUUGUCUUGGAAACAAAAAUAUAAUAUCACUCUAAGACUGACAGAAUUUUAUUAGCUUCAAAAUAUUUCUAGUGAUGACAAUGGUAACGAGACUGAAUGAAGGCCUGAUGGAUGGAUAAAAAUGAUUAAGUUGGAAUACUGAUUGCAUUGUGUGGGAACCAAAGUCAUUUUAACUUAAGGAAUAGGUACUUGCAAUUUCUGUUCAGUAUUUGCUUUAACUUAAGAAUGACCAAAGUCUUGGCAAAAGGUUGUAGAUUUUAAGUUCUGAAAACUGUAAAUCACCAUCAUAGAAAUUAUCCCAGAGAUAUUUUUUGUACCUAGUUUUACGAAUAUAAGUCUAAGAUGAAAACAAAAAAUGCAUUCCUUCAAGGCUACAUUAUUUUAAGUAUCUAAGCAACUUGUACAUUUGGAGUCAGUAGUUUCAAUUUGGUUUUAAUGAAAGAAAAAGUCUAUUAGUUAGGCAAACAUUUAAGCUAAGAGUUGAAAAUUUUGGCCUGAUUGUCUGAUCAAACUAUCAAAUAAUAUGUUAACUGACUAAACUGAAGGAGCUGAGUAAAAAGCCCCUUUUUUUUGUGGGAGGGGAGAGUCUAAGUUAACAUUACAAAGGUCUGUGCUCAGAUGAGUCCACUUUGGUGUACUUAAUGUAAUAGUUCAUUCCAUAGCUAAAGAAGUUAAAACUUUUGUUUAUUUAAUAAUUAGUGUGUAUUGUAAUAGGUUUUGUAGGGAAGAUUUUUUUUUUUUUUUUUCGCAAGGAGUUCUUUGAUCGAUAAAUGCAUAUUUGUGAGGAGAGAAGACUGUGGAGUGGAGAGGUGAUGUAAGCUUUUCCGCACCAUCACAAAUGUUAUUUCAUACUAUUAAGUCAUACUUUUGAUUAUGAAUGACAGCUCAGAUCCCAAGCUACUGAAGUUUUAUAUGAAAAACAAAAACAAUAAAAUUGCUUGUAAUAAAGCCAAUGAUGUUUCUGUAUUGAGUAUCAGCUUGAAAAAUAAAUGAAAAAGUUUUUUA